AUGACAACAGCAGGGCCAACUCGUCAUCCGACUCACGUUCGUUCCCUGUCUGCUCCGGCGGCGCCAGAUAUCCCGUUACAGCCUCUCUGGGAGCUUGACCUCGGUGAUGCAGAGGCAGAGAGGAUUAGCCAACUAAUUGACGAAGAACUGAAGAAAGAACAGCAGAGGCGAAAAGAGGCGAGGAAAAAGGAGAUAAAAGUCAUGCUUCUCGGUCAAGCAGAGUCAGGCAAAUCGACACUCCAAAAACAGUUCCAACUUUACUACGCCUCCCAAACACUCGAGCAUGAGAGACCAUCAUGGCGGCCGAUUGUCUACUUCAACAUCAUCAAAGCAGUGCGCAUGACUCUCGACGAGCUAGAUUAUCACUUUGCCGCGCAGGCGUCUGGAAACGCUGAAGUCAUGGAUAGCGAAAUAGAACGACCAACGCCAGAGGUGCUCGAAGAAAUAUUAGCUAUACGAGGUCGCUUGCUCCCUCUUAUCGCCAUCGAGUCGUCUCUGGCAUUCGAACUCAGUGGUGGCGUAUCAGUUAUCGGGGGUCGAUCAGAUGUCUUCGUUCGAGGAGGUUGGCAAGCCCUCACUUCCCGCGGUCGCUCGGGCCACGACGUCUCCACCCCACCCAACAAAACUGUGGCAGUGACCAACCUCGCCGCCCGUACUCUUAACGAAACUUGCUCUGAUGUCCAGGCGCUGUGGAAACAGCCCAUUGUUCAAAAUUUAGUCAGGUUACAGAAACUCAAGUUAGACGAAUCAGCGCCCUUCUUCUUGCAUAAUAUUGAGCGAGUCGCGGAGCCAGACUAUCUGCCGACAACGGAUGAUAUCUUGAACGUCCGUCUGCAAACUCUCGGUGUUACGGAGCACAUUUUCGACAUUGUCGUCGCCGGUUCUCGGUAUAUAUGGAAGUUGUACGACGUAGGGGGUGCACGGGGACAGCGCCAUGCUUGGGUUCCGUAUUUUGAUGAUGCCACAGCCAUAAUAUUCCUUGCACCACUAAGUGCCUUCGAUCAGUACCUUGACGAAGAUAUGAAGACCAAUCGGAUCGACGACUCGUUGCAAUUGUUCACGGCGAUAUGUACGAAUCAACUUCUCAAGAAUACACAUUUAGUACUCCUUCUGAAUAAGGUGGACCUGUUGAAGAAGAAGCUUGAGGCGGGGCUCAAAGUUCGAAAAUACAUAACGAGUUACGGACACAGGCCGAACCGAUAUGAAGACGUCGCUGAAUACUUCCGGGCCCAUUUCGUGCAAGUCCACAAGAAGAAAGACAUCUCUCGUCGCUCCCUUUAUGUGCACUUCACGUCGAUGCUGGACAUCAAGGCCACCCAAGGGAUCAUAAUUAACGUUGGCGAGGCAAUAAUACGAUCCCACAUUGCUAAGACCGGUCUAGCCUAA
This is a messenger RNA of Pleurotus ostreatus (oyster mushroom), 1386 nucleotides long. RefSeq lists its product as uncharacterized. Gene Ontology annotation, molecular function: G-protein beta/gamma-subunit complex binding; guanyl nucleotide binding; G protein-coupled receptor binding. Gene Ontology annotation, biological process: adenylate cyclase-modulating G protein-coupled receptor signaling pathway. Gene Ontology annotation, cellular component: heterotrimeric G-protein complex. Bases 1 to 1386 code for a protein of 461 amino acids. The record is from RefSeq and is a predicted model, not a curated record. NCBI's taxonomy places the organism in Eukaryota, Fungi, Basidiomycota, Agaricomycetes, Agaricales, Pleurotaceae. The transcript has 15 exons.